Molecule: messenger RNA, 1977 nt
Organism: Vitis riparia (riverbank grape)
Lineage: Eukaryota; Viridiplantae; Streptophyta; Magnoliopsida; Vitales; Vitaceae
Product: ankyrin repeat-containing protein At5g02620-like
Exons: 3
Coding region: 1-1977 (658 amino acids)
Cellular component (GO): plasma membrane
Molecular function (GO): protein phosphatase regulator activity; protein phosphatase 1 binding
Source: RefSeq, a predicted model, not a curated record
AUGGAUUCCAUUUCAAGCCAGGUUGCACCUGUCGAUGAUAGCCGAACCCAGAUCUCCAACUGGGCUGCAACUCAAGGUGACAGGCUAACGAAGACGAGACACAUGGAUCCUCAGCUCUACAAGGCGGCUGCAGGACGCAAAACCAAGUAUGGCCUCGGUGAAAUCCUAAAAAUGUUCCAUGAUCUUGGAGAAGAACUAACCCCAAUGGAGAACACAGUCCUCCACAUUGCAGCCCAGUUUGGUAAACAGAAAUGCGUGAAACUGAUCCUUAAGGAACAUUCAGACUCAUCUCUACUACGACGUGUCAAUGAACAUGGCGACACUCCACUUCACCUUGCAGCCAGAGAGGGGUAUCAGAAGGUGGUGGAAGCUCUCAUUCACGCUGCAAAACCUCAACCCCCACAACCCUCCGAUAUCGAAAGUGGGGUUGAAUUUCAUCAGGGGAUGCUGAGGACGAUGAACCGGGAGGGAGACACAGCUUUACAUGAAGCAGUGAGAUAUCAUCACCCUAAGGUGGUGAAGUUAUUGAUUAAGGAAGACCCCAGGUUUACCUAUGGCCCUAAUCACAAAGGCAACACUCCCCUUUACAUGGCUGCGGAGAGGGGGUUUGACGACUUGGUGGACAUAAUCCUAGAAAAUUUUGCCACUUCACCAGAUCACAGGGGCCUCAAGGGUAGAACCGCUUUGCAUGCUGCCGUAAUUUCCAAACACCCAGAAAUGGUUCAUAAAAUUCUGGAAUGGAAAAAAGAGCUAAUUAAAGAGGUUGAUAGCAACGGGUGGUCUCCGCUUCAUUGCGCUGCAUACUUGGGCUAUACUUCAAUUGCAAGGCAGCUACUAGACAAAUCAGAAUAUGAGAGUCAAGUUAUCUACCUUGGCAUCAAAGAAUUUAAUAACAUGACAGCACUUCACAUUGCUGCGAGCCGUGGUCAUAAGGGAGUAGCAAAGCUUCUGGCAUCGUGCUAUCCAGAUUGUUGCGAACAAGUAGAUGAUAAAGGCAAUAAUGCUAUUCACUUGUUCAUGUCGCAAAGGCGUCAUUUUCUAAAAUUGUUCUGUGUUCAUUGGUUCCGUGCGAGAGGACUACUCAAUGGGAAGAAUGAAAGGGGACAAACGCCUCUCCAUUUACUUGCUGAUUUCCAAAUGGAUCAUGGUACAGAUUUCAUAAUGAGUCAAAAGGUAGAUAAGAUGGCACUUAAUGAAGAUAAUUUAACCGCCACAGACAUAAUAUCAUCAGCCAAGGACUCUCUCGGAAGACAGGACUCAAUCCUAAGAAAAUUGAAGAGUGUCAAAGCUAGGGCUGGACCUUUGGGUUGGCAGUGGAUCCUCAAGGCCAUCAACGAAAACAAAGGUGAGAAAAGAAGCGAAGACAGAGGUGUGAGGGAAAGCGAAGACCAAGGAAGUGUGAAUAGAAGCAAAGACAAAGGUGAAGGCAGUGGAGGCCGAGACUUCACCGAGGCCAUGAAGAAAAAAGGUGAAACCCAUUUGCUAGUAGCCACACUGAUAGCAACUAUCACCUUCGCUGCAGGUUUCAGCUUGCCUGGUGGGUAUGAGGACGAUGAUAGCAUGGCCAUUUUAAGCAAAAAAACAGCUUUCAAAAUAUUUGUUGUGGCGGAUACCGCAGCCUUGGUGCUUUCCAUGGCUGCUGUUUGCGUCUAUUUCUUCAUGACGUUAAAUAAUCGGAAGGAGGUCCUCCAUGACUUCUUGAACUGGGGAUUUAAUCUAUCCAUGUAUGCCAUGGCAGCGAUGAUGAUUGCAUUGAUGAUGGGCCUCUACACCGUGUUGCCAGAUUCUGCAUGGCUUGUAGUUUUCGUUUGGGCCAUUUGUGGCUGUUUUUUCAUCUUCUUUUCUUAUAUACUUCGGAAGUUCUAUUCAUCAUGGAAGGUGAUGAUAAAAUCAAGUUUCUGGCUUAGAAAGUUCAAAUUAUUUGUUAUAAAGGGGCAACAACUUCCACUGAUGCGGCGGGGAAACCGUUUGUUUUAG